Messenger RNA from Lottia gigantea (owl limpet), 1482 nucleotides. RefSeq lists its product as hypothetical. Bases 1 to 1482 code for a protein of 493 amino acids. Lineage: Eukaryota; Metazoa; Mollusca; Gastropoda; Lottiidae. The record is from RefSeq and is a predicted model, not a curated record. The transcript has 7 exons.
AUGGCUUUCCAUUCACAAAGAAAGAAUCCUUAUGAAAGUUUCUUAAAGUUUAGAGAACAAGAAGAUGGGGACAUCACGAAAUUAUUUGACAGUUUUUACAAAGCUGAUAGUUUUCAACAGAUAAAAGACUGUUUUGAUGCCAUGUGUAAAUAUUUAGAAGUAGAUCCCAAUGAUCACUGUAACUUUUAUUCCAAUAUCAAAAAUAAACUGAACGUAUGGAGAGCUAAGGCAUUUUUUGCUAAAUUAGAUGUCAAGAGAGCCCAGUAUGUUUAUGAGAGUGACGAAGUCGGCAAAGACAUAAAGGCAUUAGUAAUUGGUGGCGGACCUUGUGGACUACGAGCAGCAAUAGAAAUAGCUUUACUAGGUGGUAAGUGUAUAGUGUUAGAAAAGAGAAGUGAAACGACGAGAAAUAACGUUCUAGCGUUAUGGCCGUAUGUAGUAGAAGACUUGAAAGGUAUUGGUGCCAAAGAUUUCUUUCCUGGUUUUUGUGUUGGUGGAAAAGAUCAUAUCAGUAUACGUCAAUUACAGUGUGUUUUGAUGAAAACUGCUCUAUUAUUGGGUGUAGAGAUACAUAUUGAUGCAGAAUAUAAAGAUUUAGUUGAACCACCAGACGAUCAAUCUUCAGGAAUGGGUUGGAGAUGUCUGGUAGAACCUAGUAGUCAUUCAGUCUCGAACUACCAGUUUAAUACUGUUAUUGGUGCUGAUGGUAAACGGCAUGGUCUCUCAGGCUUUAAAUGGAAUGAAUUUCGUGGAAAACUCGCCAUAGCUAUAACAGCUAACUUUAUAAACAGAAAAACCCGGUCUGAUUCUAUGGUACCCGAGAUUUGUGGGUUGUCUUAUAUCUAUGAUCAACAAUUCUUUAAAGACAUCAAAUCAAAAACUGAUACAGAUCUAGAGAAUAUAGUAUAUUAUAAAGCCUCUACACAUUAUUUUGUAUUUACUGCUAAGAAAGAAAGUUUAUUACUUAAAGGUGUAUUGAAACAGGAUUAUGGUAGUCCAAGUGAAUUAUUAUCCAAAGACAAUGUGAACCGAGAGAAUUUAAUAGCGUUCGCUAGAGAAAUAGCAGAUAAAGCUACAAGUCAUCAAAUUAAAAAUCUGGAGUUCGCCCUCAAUAAAGAUAGUAAAGAGGAUGUAGCUAUGUUUGAUUUUACAUGUUUAUGUAGCGCUCAGUAUGCCAGUAGAUUUGUAGAGAGAAAGGGUCACCGGUUGUUGGCUAGUAUUGUUGGUGACAGUUUACUUGAGCCUUUUUGGCCGACGGGAACUGGCGCGGCAAUAGGGUUUCUAGGUGUAUUUGACAGUAUAUGGAUGAUAAAACAAUGGUUUAGUGGGCAGUAUCAACCAUUAGAGGUUCUAGCUGAACGGGAGAUGCUAUAUCAGAUAUUACCACAGUGUACUGUAAAAUCAUUAUUUAAAGAUUAUAAACAGUUUUCUAUAGAUCCCAGUACAAGGUUGGUACUCGAAUUUACUACUUGUAUGUUGUAA